This is a messenger RNA of Paramecium octaurelia, 1162 nucleotides long. Lineage: Eukaryota; Ciliophora; Oligohymenophorea; Peniculida; Parameciidae. The record is from the annotation of a GenBank genome assembly.
AUGAAUAAUAAAGCUAUUGCUUAAAUCAGAAAAUUACAAACUGGAGAAAAUAGAUAUUGUUUUGAGUGUUAGACAGGAAGUCCAACUUGGGCAAGUUUACCUUAUGGGAUCUAUCUUUGCUAUAAUUGCUCAGGGUUACAUAGAGCGAUGGGUGUGCAUCUUACAUUUGUAAGAUCAAUUGAAAUGGAUUCCUGGACUGACAAAUAAUUGUCAAUGAUGCAUUUAGGAGGAAAUCAACAGUUAAGACUCUUUUUUUAAUCUCAUGGAAUUUAAAUUGCCGAUUCUAACAAAUGGAAGACGAAUGCUGCUCACUACUAUAGAGAAUAAGUAAUCUUCAAAUUCUCAUUUUAUUAAGAUGAGAGCGUUAGUUAAUGAAACAUAAAUGCCUGAAGAGCCAGAAGAUUGGGCUGCAAUACACGAGGCCCCAAAACCAUAAAUUUCAUAAUAAUAAUCUCAAAUCUAACCAGAUCCUCCUUUGACUCAAGAAUAAUAAAAUGUACCUAAAUUUUCUAAUAAUAUAGUUUUGGGAACAAGCAUCUAAAUCUACUAAAGAGGCUUUUGCAAUUAUUGAUGAGAAAAUCUCUAAGGUGUAAAUCAAGGAAGAGGCAGUUUAAUUAGGAUAGUAAAUCACAGCAAAAACUAAAUAACUUGGAGUAAAUUCUUAUUUAAUUAUUAGGAAAAAUCUACUAAGAUUGCAGAUAAGGCAUAUAAGAGUUUAAAAAGUGGAUUUAAUGAUGCAUUUGGAUUUAUAAAAUCAAAAGCAGAUUAAGUAAUAGGUAAAGAAAAAUAAACUUAGUCAGAAUAGUAAUAAUAAUAAUAAUAAUAAUAAUAAUAAUACGCUAACUAUAUUCUAGAUAAUUAAUAAUAACCUUAAUAGUAUUAGAUGGGUAGCUAAAGUUAAAAACAACCUUAAGAUUAGUUUUCUUUUGAAAAUAACAAUAAUAACAAUUAAAUUCCUUCCACAACAAACCAAAAUUAAUAACAAUAAAUAAAUAUUAUGGAUUAUUCAGACUACUUUAUAGAUAGUCCUUCUUCCAUUGUCACCUAAGAAAAUCCAAAGCAAAUUUAAUAAAUAAAUCAAUAAGAAAAUUUAAUAGAUUUAAUGCAAGACAUAAAAUAACCUCAACAAAUAAGCGAAACACCCAAUUUACUUGAUUUAUGA